UGUUUAUGUUUGCACGUCUGUGCCUGAGUUGUUCCUGCCUUACGUGGCAGACGUCCGACAGCUGGAACUGGGUGCCCCAAAAACAUAUUUUUGUCAACAUAUUUUCCCUGUAGGUUAUUCUUGAUUGAAGAAUUGCCUGCUUUAUCAUAGCGUCACGUGUACUCUAGCAUGAAUCCGGCGUACCAUCCGCCACAACCAUAUGGGGCACCCCCAGGUGCUGGUUAUGGACAGAUCCCUGCCGGUCAACCAGGCCAACCUGCAGCAAGUCAGGGGUAUGGGCCUCCACCUCAAAGAAACUUCGGUGGGCCACCACCUCCUGGCUCUGCACCCAUGCCUGGGCAAACACACCCUCCGAUGAUGCAGAGCCCAGGCGCCCCAAAUCAAGGAGGAUUCCCCCCAGCCAAUGGGCCGUCACCAGCAAUGUCACAAGGAUCACCAAUGCAGGGGGCACCUAUGCCGGGGCCACCUAUGCCAGGUCCGCCUAUGCAGGGGCCACCAUCGCAGGGGCCACCAAUGCAGGGGCCACACAUGUCCGGUAUGAACAGACCUGCAUCCGGCCAGCCUGGGGGUAUGCCCGCCGGUCCAGCACCCACUGGCCCACCUGCUGGCCCACCUGCGGGCAUGCCUACAUCAGGACCCCCAUCUGGCUCUCCCCUGGGUCCACCGCGUGGUCCUGCAGCUGGCCAGCCCAUGGGCCCUCCUGGUGGUCCUCCAAUGGGGCCUCCUGGUGGCCCCAUGGCUGGCCCACCAGGUGCAUCCUCCGGGUUCACCCCUGGCCCUCCAGCAGCGCCCAUGGGACUUCCAGGAAGACCCAACCCUUCCUCCAUGCCUGGCUCUCAGCAAUUCAGUGGCCCACCACAAGGUGUCAACCCUACUCAGCUGGCUGAUCAGAUGUCAGGGAUGAACAUAGGAUCCUUACCACCAAGGCAGGCAGGCCCCCCUAUGUCACAAGGACCUGUGCCUAACAUGGGUUCUCCCAUUCCUCCUCAGUCUGGUGAUUUGAAGAAUGGUCCUAGGACUAUGCCAGCUGCAAGUUUCCCUCCUGCUUUGAAUGGAGGUCCAGGUAACCCCGAUGGUCCAGGUGGACCUCCCAUGCAGCAAGACAUGCAGUCUGCGUGGAUGCCAAACCUUCAGUCCCCUACCCACAGCAGGCCUCCCAUGCAGCAAGGCAGUCCAUACAUGAAUGGCAUACCCGGGCAACCACAACCGGGGAUGAAUCGAGGACACCUUCCCCCAGCUGGAAACCCUGCAAACGGUCCUCACAUGAUGCAUCCAGGGUAUCAGGGUGGAGCUCCACCCAUGCCUGGGCCUGGCCAGUACCCACCACAACCUGGAAUGGGGCCGGGCUACCCACAACAGCCAGGCAUGCCUCCCACCCACAUGAACAAGGGUUACCCGCCUGCCCCGGGAGGAAUGCAGUCUCCCACACAGUAUGGGCCUGCCCAGGGAGGCCUGUUCCCUGCUCAACAGCAACCAAAACAGCAGAAGAGACUUGAUCCAGCACACAUGCCAAGUCAGAUUCAAGUAAUGGAAGAAGAUGAAAAAAAUAAUGGUGGUAUCUUCGGUACUUGCCAGAAAGGUCGUGCCCCUCCUCUGGUCACCACCAACUUUGUUGUUCAGGAUCAGGGUUACUGCAGUCCUAGGUUUGUUCGUGCAUCCAUGUACAAUGUUCCUACUACUGUAGACAUCAUGAAACAGACUAAGAUCCCACUUGCUCUAGUUAUUAGCCCAAUGGCAGAAACAACCCCUCAGGAGGUGCCUCCUCCUGUUGUUGAUUUGGGUGAAGUGGGACCAGUUCGUUGUGUGCGCUGCAAAGCUUACAUGUGUCCUUUCAUGCAGUUUAUUGAUGGUGGCAGAAGAUUCCAUUGUCUAUUUUGUAAAGCAACGACUGAGGUUCCUCCAGACUACUUUCAGCAUUUGGACCACACUGGCAUGAGAGUUGAUCGCUUUGAGCGACCUGAGCUGAUGCUGGGAGCAUAUGAAUUUGUGGCAACAAAAGAAUACUGCAGGAACAACACCUUUCCCAAACCUCCAGCCCUUAUCUUUUGCAUAGAUGUCUCCUACAAUAACAUCAAGUCAGGAAUGGUUCAUCUUUUAUGUUCCCAAAUCAAAGACCUGUUGAAAGUGUUGCCUGUUGAUACAGGUAUCAAUGCUCAAAGAACAAAUAUGCGGGUGGGAUUUAUUACAUACAAUAAUACAGUUCACUUCUAUAACAUCAAGAGUUGUUUAGCUCAGCCCCAGAUGAUGGUUGUGGGGGAUGUUCAAGAAAUGUUUAUGCCCCUCUUAGAUGGAUUCCUAUGCGACCCAGAAGAAUCUGCCUCUGUAAUAGAUGCCCUCAUGGAACAGAUCCCAGCCAUGUUUGGUGAAACAAGAGAAACAGAAACUGUACUAGCACCAGCGAUUCAGGCGGGUAUGGAAGCGUUAAAGGCUGCAGACUGUGCCGGCAAGCUUCUGGUCUUCCAUUCCUCUUUGCCCAUCGCGGAGGCUCCAGGAAAACUUAAGAACCGCGAUGAUCGGAAGCUUCUUGGAACGGAUAAGGAAAAAACAGUUUUAACGCCACAAAACAAUGUGUACAACAACCUUGGCCAAGAGUGUGUAGCUGCAGGGUGCAGUGUCGACUUGUUUAUUUUUAAUAAUUCGUAUAUUGACGUCGCAACUAUUGGCCAAGUGGCUCGCCUGACUGGUGGAGAAGUCUACAAAUACACCUAUUUCCAGGCUGAUAUGGAUGGUGAGCGUCUGAUUGCUGAUCUGAGAAGAAAUAUUAGCAGACCCAUUGCGUUUGAUUCCAUCAUGAGGGUUCGAACAUCUACUGGAGUCCGGGCCACAGACUUCUAUGGCCAUUUCUACAUGAGCAACACUACAGAUAUGGAGCUAGCAAGCGUUGACUGUGACAAGGGUGUGGCUGUAGAAAUAAAACAUGAUGACAAAUUGACAGAAGAUGACUCAGUUUACAUUCAAGUUGCUCUCCUUUACACCUCUUGUGGAGGUCAAAGAAGAUUGCGUGUUCUAAAUCUUGGCCUUAAAACAUGUUCUCAAAUGGGUGAUGUCUUCAGAACAUGUGAUCUGGAUACAAUAGUUAACUUCUUCUCCAAGCUUGCAUGCUAUAGACUCCUUGAACACCCUCCAAAGCAAGUCAAGGAUGGUUUAGUGAAUGUAUGUGCUCAGAUCUUGGCUUGUUAUCGCAAGAAUGUUGCAAGCCCAUCAUCUGUUGGACAACUGAUAUUGCCAGAAACUAUGAAAUUACUUCCUUUAUACCUUAAUUGUUUGCUCAAAAACGAUGCUCUGUCUGGAGGCUCAGAUAUGACGAUUGAUGAUAGAUCAUUUGUCAUGCAAGCAGUGAUGACACUUGAUGUGCCCUCUUCCGUUGUUUACUUUUAUCCUCGACUUAUACCACUUGUUAAUGUCAGCCCUGAAUCAACAGAAAUUCCUUUCCCAAUUCGUUGCAGUAUUGAGAACAUGGAAGACACAGGAAUUUACUUAUUAGAAAAUGGUAUUCAUUUGUUCCUUUGGAUCGGCUUGGCUGCAAGUCCUGAAUGGCUUCAAGCUGUAUUUGGUGUCACAUCUGCCAACCAAAUUGAUGUUGACAGACCUUUCCUCCCUGAACUUGACACCCCAUUGUCUCACAGAGUAAGACAGAUCAUUGGUGAAAUUCGGCGCAAAAGGCGCAGGUGUAUGAGGAUCACUUUGGUGCGACAACGUGACAAGAUGGAAAUGGUCAUGAAACAUUUCCUUGCUGAAGACCGCGGUGUUGAUGGUUCUCCUUCAUAUGUAGAUUUCUUAUGCCAAUUGCACAAGGAAAUUCGAAGUUUGCUGGAGUAGGAAUGUUAUAGGGGCUAUUGGGUUCCUGAUAAAAAUACCUAAAAUGGACCCAUUUUGGCCAACUUUUCAUUUUAAAUAAAAUUAUUCAAAAUUCUAAAUUUUGUAACUCUGCUAUGACUGCCAUGACCACUAUUUCAUGUUAAAAACUUGUAUAUGUGAGCGUUAAAUAUUUUCUUUGUGUGGUCAGCAUAUCUGUGUCCUGGACAAUUAGUAUUAAAAGUUUUGCACACGACAAGAGAGUUAUCAUUAUCAUUGUCAUCUAAUUAUACUGCAACACUGAAGACUGGCUGAGUGAUUUUGUGAGCUCAGCGUUCUGAAGACAGAUGUAGUCUUAUCUGAUUUUCAGGGGAAAAGAUAUUUUUGAUGAAAGUCCUUUGUAAAAGAGAAAGCACUCUUCACUUUCUCUCUUAAAGUGUUUCAUAACAUCACAAACUGUGUAUUGCUUGAUGGUGUUGCCACUGCGGGCGACCGGACCCACCGGACCGGCCCGAAGCCCGCGAGACGGGACGGACGCGCGCCGACAGAGCAAUAAUGGAGCAACUGCCAAGUUCUCUAUGGUAUCAGUUUGUGCCUAUUAUGACAAAGUUUUUGAGCAGCUCAUGGAACUGUAUUUAAGUCAGACAUGUUGUGCAAUGCUCUCAGAAGCAGGCCCCUUGAAAAAAAAUGUUUUCUGAUUGAGUGAGGUUUGCUGUGACCUGUUAUAUCUUUGGGUGGUGGAGUUAACAUGAGUCUAUAAUGUCUUGUCCAGGGUGCCCAGAUUCAAGCAAUACAGAAUCUUAUCUUAUCCCUAGAUUCCUAUUUCAGAUCAACAAUUUCCUGAUAUAACUACAUUGUCUUCGACUUUGACCAUAAAAUUUUUUCCCUGUAGUAAUAUGUUUUUUAAAACAUUUCCUUUUAUUUUAAGUAUCUUGUUGCACAUGUCAAUUUGAGUGUAGUUUAUGGGAUAUAAUUUUAAGUUUAUGUUCUGUAUUUAAGUUAGGCAGACUGGCUACUAUAAUGAACUAUCUAUUUGUUUUUCUCGUACUUUGUGUACGUCUGUGUGUAUUUGUGUGCAUAAUAUGUAAUUUUUAUGAAUGGUUGUUUGUAAAACGUGUAUAUAUGUUCUUUAUUGUAUGUACCCGUAAGUAACUCCAUGAUUUUUGGCCCUCUUAAAUUUAUAAAUAAUUGUGAUGAAAGGCUUUGCACAUCUAAAUCUGCCCAAUGUUACUUAAAAACCAAAUUAAAUCCCCAUUGUGAAGAGACAUUUGGUUACCUUUCUUUGUUGUUGUGCAUUGCAUUUAUAAGACAUUUUUCAGAUAGGGUUUUCUCAGGAUUUCCACCUUUCUGUUAACAGAUUGUCAGUUGUUAAUUUUGAUGGUACUUCUAUAAGAGGCGUUUCCUACAUUAGUCAUGGAAUUGUUUUGAAUUGCUUUUUGUUGUGUGUACUCAUAAAAUUCAAGAUGUGGUGCUUAUGAUCCUGUAUUUUAUUGAUUCAUAACUUCCACAUCCUCUUAUUUAAAAUUUUCUGAGUCUGUCUUUUGUUUGUGGAAGCCAUAUCUUUUUUUGUGUGCCCACUAUCUGUCAAAUAUGUACUAAAAUAUUGUUAUACUUUACCGAUUCAUUGGGAUUGGGUUUUCUUUUUGUGUAGGUAACUGUUCUCUGAAGCAAAAUUGGUUGCUGUUGUUGGUUUUUAAAAUUUAAUAUUGAGCUUCUGAUGUCCAGGCAACCACUGCAAGUGUUAAUUGUACUGGUAAAGCUUCUAAUUGAAUGGCUUUUGUGUAUCAUGUUAGUGGUGUUUCAGUACUUCACAAAACUCUUAACAUAAGGAACCUCAACAUUGUUCUUUGUAUGUGUGUCUUACACAUAUAUUUAUGAUAUACAAUUUAUUAUGAAUAUUUUUAUGGAAUGUAUUAUUGUUAGAAAUUUUUCCAUGUUGAGCAUUUUUGAUAGGAUAAAAGUUACACAGAUUGUUGUAAUAUUCCUCUAAGGAUUGUGGAUUAAAUGCUUUUAUUAUAA
Messenger RNA from Thrips palmi, 5814 nucleotides. RefSeq names its product protein transport protein Sec24C (gene Sec24CD). The coding region runs from base 169 to 3819 and encodes 1216 amino acids. Gene Ontology annotation, molecular function: zinc ion binding; SNARE binding. The transcript is spliced from 16 exons. Gene Ontology annotation, biological process: COPII-coated vesicle cargo loading; intracellular protein transport; endoplasmic reticulum to Golgi vesicle-mediated transport. The record is from RefSeq and is a predicted model, not a curated record. NCBI's taxonomy places the organism in Eukaryota, Metazoa, Arthropoda, Insecta, Thysanoptera, Thripidae. Gene Ontology annotation, cellular component: COPII vesicle coat; endoplasmic reticulum exit site.